AUGGUUGACUACGCCCAAUAUACACCGAACAUGUCUCACGACUUCGAGCUCUACUCCAACCCUCAAGAUCAGCAUCUAGAGUUUCACCACAACCAACCCUAUGUGCCUGCCUCAACAUAUGCCAUGGAGCACGCCUUCAGUGCCCCCUUUGACCCAAUGGCUCCUCUUGCAGACCUCCAACGGCCACAAGAUCUACAAUACCAUUACGAUGCCAUCGCACAAGGUGUCAGGCCAUAUCAGUACCAAACCCCAGCAGGCUCUCCACAUUCCACUUCACAUUCAUUCCACGAAAUCCCCCCUGUGCUUUCGGCGUCUUCCGAAUCUGGCGCUUCAGUGUCGUCUUCUGCGAUGGGCUCCCCAUCGCUUGUUCCGCGGUACAAUGAUUCCUGGUCCAACAUGGGACUCGGAGCCUCUUCUGGCUAUGAUUAUUCGGGGAUGGUAGCGACUGAUAAGUCGUAUGUGGAUCCUAAUCUCAUUCAGCCCUUCCCAUUCGCACCUCAGAGCCCAUACCCUGAGAUCAGGACUACUCCAUCUCCUUACUUCCCCAUUAUUGAGCAGCCGCCUUCGCCAGCUCUCUCUCAGCCCUCAUCGCAGAGCCAGCGUCCCAGUUCGGCAACCAUCGGGAGGAGUAGCGCCAGCCCAUACCUACACACUCAACGAUAUCAGCCUUACCCUCAACCUGGCGGACAACGGCGAGGCUCCGUCGUCUCUGUCCAAUCACAAAACUCAGGCACCAGCCGCAAGAGCACAAGUAGCUACGACAAAGAUGAGACCCGCGAAAAGGGCAUGUGCCCACUGCCCGAGUGUGGACGCGUCUUCAAAGACUUGAAGGCGCACAUGCUCACACAUCGUGCUGAACGACCAGAGAAAUGCCCUAUCGCGACCUGCGAAUACUACUCGAAAGGUUUCGCAAGGAAGUAUGACAAGAACCGCCACACACUCACACACUACAAGGGUACAAUGGUCUGCGGCUUCUGUCCAGGUAGCGGUUCAGCGGCUGAGAAGUCGUUCAACCGCGCUGAUGUCUUCAAGAGGCAUCUUACAUCUGUUCACGGUGUCGAGCAGAACCCUCCCAACAGCCGCAAGAAGAGCCCAUCUGGCCGCAAGGCUUUCGGUGGUUCGCAGCCCAGUGUUGCUGGUACUUGUUCCACUUGCUCGGUCACCUUUGCCAACGCGCAAGAGUUCUACGAGCACUUGGACGACUGUGUGCUCCGCGUUGUUCAGCAAACCGACCCCAGCGAGGCUAUCAACCAACGCCUGCUCACAUCGGUUGCAGAGGACCCAGAUGUCACCGAGACGCUUGAUCGCAAUGGUCUGUCCAAGAGCAUUGAGUACACUGUCCCCAACUACGACGAAGACGAAGAGGAUGACUUCGAAGAAGACGAGAAGUCGGGUCCUCGCGCCGGCCUUACCUUCUCCAAAGGUGGCGUAGCCAUCACCGGCUCUGGACGCAAGAAGCGCAAGAACUACCCCGUGUCCUGGGGCUGCGCAACCGACAAGAUGAAGAUGAAGAAGCGCGUCUUGUGCGUAUACGACGGCCAGAGAAGGCUAUGGAAAGACGACAUGAUGCUCGACCAAGAGUUUGAAGUGCGCAUGAAGCUGCCUGACGGCAAGUCUUACGUCACAGAUCUGGACGUGCAGACCUUCAACCGCGCAGAUGCCCUGCAUUCCGCGACGAGGGAGGAGAGAGGACCUUGGGUGCCCGACAAUAUCGUCGGCGGCCUCAACGGUGUGAGCAUGGAGACAGCACCACUAGAGUGGGCUCUCUGA
This is a messenger RNA of Alternaria ventricosa, 1770 nucleotides long. RefSeq lists its product as uncharacterized. Gene Ontology annotation, biological process: regulation of transcription by RNA polymerase II. Gene Ontology annotation, cellular component: nucleus. The coding region runs from base 1 to 1770 and encodes 589 amino acids. The record is from RefSeq and is a predicted model, not a curated record. The transcript is spliced from 3 exons. Lineage: Eukaryota; Fungi; Ascomycota; Dothideomycetes; Pleosporales; Pleosporaceae.